Mucor mucedo is the source of this 1694-nucleotide messenger RNA. RefSeq names its product P-loop containing nucleoside triphosphate hydrolase protein. Gene Ontology annotation, cellular component: plasma membrane; cytoplasm. Gene Ontology annotation, biological process: endosomal transport; endocytosis. The record is from RefSeq and is a predicted model, not a curated record. The transcript has 4 exons. NCBI's taxonomy places the organism in Eukaryota, Fungi, Mucoromycota, Mucoromycetes, Mucorales, Mucoraceae. The coding region runs from base 87 to 1688 and encodes 533 amino acids. Gene Ontology annotation, molecular function: GTP binding; protein binding; calcium ion binding.
UUUUUUUUUUUUUUUUUUUUUUUCUACUUUUUUUUUUGUUAAUACAUACUUUUUCUCUCUCCUUCUUUUUUUUAUCAUUCUUAAAAAUGUCAUUGAAUUUUAAAAAGAAACAACGAAAGGCUUCUGGUGAUGGUGCAGGCUCUCAAUUAUUUGAAGAAGAUGAGUAUGCUAAAGUCAUUGAAGGCAUUAAAAAAAUCUAUAAACAAAAAAUUAAGCCCGUGGAAGAAACGUAUAACUUUGAAGGCUUUCAUUCGGCACCUUUAACUGACUCUGAUAUUGAGGCCAAACCAAUUGUACUCCUUAUUGGUCAAUAUUCCACUGGUAAAACUACGUUUAUUCGAUACCUAUUGGAUAAGUCCUAUCCAGGUGAGCAUAUUGGUGUAGAGCCAACCACCGAUAGAUUUGUCUCUGUCAUGCACGGCACAGAAGAGCGGGUAAUUCCAGGUAACGCUGCUGCUGUAAACCAAGAAUUACCUUUCCGAGGCUUAAACAGAUUUGGUCAAGCCUUCCUCUCAAGAUUCCAAGUGUCUCAAACUAAUUCACCUGUUUUGGAAAAUAUGACGAUUAUUGACACACCAGGUAUUUUAGCUGGUGAUAAACAAUUGACUGAACGUGGCUAUGAUUUCACUCAAGUCAUUGAAUGGUUUGCCGAAAGAGCCGAUUUGAUUCUGUUAAUGUUUGAUUCUCACAAGCUCGAUAUCUCCAAUGAAUUUAAGUUGGCUAUUCAUAGCUUAAAAGGACAAGAAGAAAAGGUUCGGGUUGUCUUGAAUAAGAGUGAUAUGGUAAGUCAACAACAAUUGAUGCGUGUUUAUGGUGCCAUGAUGUGGUCUCUUGGUAAGGUAGUACAAACACCUGAAACAAUGAGAGUAUAUCUUUCGUCUUUCUGGACAGAAAAACCACCCAAUUGUUUCGAAGAUUGUCGUGAAUUGAUCGAAGCAGAAUCAAAAGAUUUAUUAAAGGAUUUGAAAGAGUUGAGAAGAAACGCUGCCAUCCGAAAGAUCAACGAAAUUGUGAAGCGUGCACGUUUAGCAAAAGUCCAUGCUUUAAUUAUCAGUCACCUUAAAAAAGAAAUGCCUGCCAUGUUUGGUAAAAAGAAGAAGCAGGACGCUUUGUUGAACAAUCUCGGCGCUGAAUUCCUCAAGAUCCAACAGCGUCAUCAUUUACCAUCUGGUGACUUUCCCAAUCCAGAGCGAUUCAAACAAAAUUUGGCUCAUUAUGAUAUGGAUAAAUUCAAGUCACUUAAGGAAGAAUUAAUCGAUCGUGUUGAUGAGGCACUUGCACACGAUCUUCCAAGAUUGAUGUCCCAAUUCCCUACGAUGAACCCUGAACUCAAUCAAAGCGAAAGAAACCCUUUUGCUGAAGCAGGUGGUAUUCCUGGACCUGGAGAAAUCCCUCCCUCUUACUGGAACUUUGAUUCUAUUGACAAAAACUCUUAUUUACCCAACUUUCAGCGCUUGGGCCCUCGCGAAGGCAAGGUGUCUGGUGCUGAUGUUAAGCCUAUUUUGAUGGAGAGUGGAUUACCCACAGAACAGUUGGCCCAAAUUUGGAGACUAGCCGAUUUUGAUAACGAUGGUUACAUGGACAUUGACGAAUUUUGUAUUGCCAUGCAUUUGAUCAAGGCAAUGCAGAACGGAGCUCAGUUACCUGAUAAAUUACCCCAUACUUUGAUGCCUAAUAGAAAGUUUUAAAGUCUC